Messenger RNA from Ostreococcus tauri, 1332 nucleotides. RefSeq names its product unnamed product. The transcript has a single exon. NCBI's taxonomy places the organism in Eukaryota, Viridiplantae, Chlorophyta, Mamiellophyceae, Mamiellales, Bathycoccaceae. Bases 1 to 1332 code for a protein of 443 amino acids. The record is from RefSeq and is a predicted model, not a curated record.
AUGACGCCCCCGGACGCGCGCGCGGUGGACGACGACGACGUCCCGCGUCCGCCGAGCGUCGAGAGCCUCGGGAGCGAGGUCUCGCUCGAGCAGUGCGAGCGUUUAUUCACGUGUUUACACUUUCACGCGUGCGAAGCCAUGUGUCGAGACGUGUACGCGGCGUACGCGAUCGAUCCGUCGGCGCCGAGGCCGUUGGUGCGAGGGAGGGACGAUGUGAACGCUGGAGCGAGGGCGAGGGCGAGCGAGACGAGGGCGAGGGAUGAGACGGAUGACGACGACGACGCGCGAAGACGGCGCGCGAAGGCGGCGGCGCGACGGUUGCGGCGACCGGAGGAUUACCUGGACGAGAUCUACGAUGAGUGUUCGUGUAGUGAGGAUGAGGAUGAAAAUUCUGAGCGGAAUGUCCUGCGACGGGAGAUGGAUGCGGAGUUGAGAGCGAUGCGGUGGCCUCCGGAGGAUUUGAGCUCGCGCGACGCGUGUUGGAUCGCGUCGUGUUUGUGGGUGCAGUGUAAGUUUAAAUCGGCGCGAGGUUUGGGACGGACGAUCGCGGAAGAUGAGGAUGAUAUUGCGAGAGGGGUUCCGAGGGCGAAACGGGCGUUCGGGCCCACUUUUCGCAUGCUGUGGUGUAAACUGAAGUGGGAGGAGGGACCGGCGAAGAACGCGAACACCGCAGAGGAACUCGAGAUUGAGCGCGUCAUAUUGGAGCUCUUCGACGAGGCGAGGCGUUUGAACGUCGUGGAGUCCGAUGCAGUGCCGAGCGACAAGCGCGAGGCGUGGAUGCAGGCGUUGGGGAAUCUGUCGUGGUUGUACGCAAGUCAGAUUUUAGCUUCGCAACGAGACGCCGCUGACGCCGCGAUGCGAUGGAUCGACGACCAAUCGGAUCUCCUCGAUUCGCAAAUCAUGAUGGAGGUCAAGAGUUGGAUUCGUGACGUCGGGAUUAACAGGCUGUAUCGCUUCACGUACACGGUAGACGACAUGGGACGAGCGGUUGUGGUGAACGAGCGCGUCGACGACGUCGACUCCGCGCGCGAACCGGAGCCGCCAACGAUCACCUCGCGACGCUCGGUACCGUUGGAUGACCGAGACGACGACGAGAACAAGGAGAAAUCCACCGAGGUCACGCCGAGCGCGACGGACGCGAAAUCACCGACCGCACGCGAAAAGAACGACCGACGACCGUCGCUCGCCGACGCGCUCGCUCGAUCCGUCGGCGAAAUCGCCCGCGACCCGCUCGGGGAUCACGCCCUUCGCGCGUACGCCACCGCCGCCGUCGGCGCGUACACCGCGUACAUCCUAGCCCGUGCGUUUCGUUCGAGAUCGAAAUCGCGAUAG